UCCCCUGGGUCCUCUCAGUCACACACCCAGAAAGACCCAGAGAGACAGACAGCAUGAGGCUCGGGCUGAUACUCCUGCUAGCCGGGCUAGCUACUGUGUUUGCUGCAGAGGAGUCAUGCAUGGACCGCUGUGAGAAUGGCUUCGACUCCAAGAAGGAUUGCCAGUGUGACAGCAUGUGUCGGUACUACAAGAGCUGCUGCUCAGACUACGAGACCACCUGUCAUAUGAAAACACGUGGGGACACCUUUGAAUUUGCAGAGGAUGAUGAUGGUCCAUUUACCCCUACAACACCCGCCUUCCCGACCCAACCUGAAGACAGGGAAUCCAGAACCUCAGGGGGCCAACAUAGUCAGCCCACACGCAUCAGAACCCCCAACACCACCCCUACUCCUGCCAAAAUUGCCACAAAGAUAACCCCAGUCACAGAGCCAGCUAGAGGCGCAGCUCGAGGCCCACAGAGAGGCCAGGUCCCAGGGGUAGUCCCACUCCCGGAGGCAGCUAAAGCCACCAAGGCACCGUCGGCAACACAGGCAGGUAGAGGCUCGGAUAGAGGCCAGUUCCCAGCGGUAGUCCCACUCCCAGAGACAGCUAUAGCCACCGAGGCAACAUCAGUCCCACAGACAACCACAGAGGAAGUGGUGAUGACCACCAAGGCUCCGGUAGUAGACCCAGAUGCUGAGCCAUGCAGCAGCAGGCCCUGGGACUCCCUAAUGCAGCUCAAGAACGGCUCUGUUUACGCCUUCAGAGGGGAGUGGUUCUUUGAGCUGGAUGAAAAGUCGGUGAUGCCCGGCUACCCCAAACUGAUCCAGGACAUCUGGGGUAUCAGAGGGCCUAUAGAUGCUGCCUUUACACGUAUCAACUGCCAGGGCAAGACAUACAUGUUCAAGGGUAACAAGUACUGGCGGUUUGAUGAUGGUGUGCUGGAGGCGGACUAUCCCAGGGAUAUCAACGUGGGCUUUGAGAAGAUACCAGACGACGUGGACGCAGCCUUCGCCAUAGCAGCCCCUGGACACCACAGCAAAGAGAAGGUCUACUUCUUCAAAGGUGACCAGUACUACCAGUAUGAGUUCAAGCACCAGCCAUCACAUGAGGAGUGUAUCAAGAUGGCAGCUGGGUCUCCCUCCGCUCUGUUCACAGCCUACACUGACAUCUACCACAACAACUGGGAGGAGCUCUUCAACAUGCUCUUCAGAGGCAUCCCCAACCACCAUGGUGGGCAUCGGUUCAUCAACAAGGACUGGAUAGGCAUCAAGGCCCCAGUGGACGCUGUCAUGACAGGGAGACUCUACAUCACCCCCAGGCCACUGCCCCCCCCCCUGUUCCUACCAGUACCCCCUUUACGGGACCACAACGACGGGAGGCGCCAGCCAUGGAACCAACAGAGGGGGCAGUAUGGUCAACAGGAUCAGUUAAAUGGACAACAAUAUGGACAACAAGGGCAACAAUAUGGAGAGCAGUGGGAACAGCAGUGGGACCACCGCAGAAGUAGGCGCCAGUCUUACUGGGGUGCCGGGACGGGAAUGGCUAUGGGGCAGGCGUUCGCAGAGAAGGGGAUGGAUAUGGGGAAACGAUUCGCUGAGAAGGGUAUGGAUCUCGGUCGGAAGCUGGCGGAAAAGAGGAUGGCUAUGGAGGGGAUGUUUGGAUUGUGGGACAUGCGCCGAACGGAUGCCAGGGAUGAAGACAGAGACAGGGAUAGAAGGAGGGAUGACCAGGAUAGGAGGAGGGAUGACCAGGACAGGAGGAGGGAUGACCAGGACAGAAGAGAUGGAUACAACUAUGACUCCAGAUACAACGCUGAGGGGAGGGCCUACUGGGAGUUUGUCAACAAGGGCCAGCCAGUGCAGAGUGUCUACUUCUUCAAGGGAGAUAAAUACUACAGAGUGGAUCUGAAGACCAAGAAAGUGGACCCAGCCAGCCCUCCUUACCCCAGGUCCAUUGGCAAGUACUGGCUGGGCUGCCCUGAAAAACACCUGGGGGCCGAGAAGAAAUAGUUUCACAACUGGAUAAAGAAACAUAUGCAGUAUGUCAAAACAUGUUUUACAUCAAAGACUCAAAUAGACAGUAAUUUAAAGCUGGAUAAUUAGAAGAAUCACUUGAAAAAUGAAAGGAGAGCCGCACACUCUAGGAGCUCCGAUGCAAUACUUUAAUAACCUCAUAUCCAACAUUUCGAUAGACAAGCUGAUACCCUGAUGAAGACAGCUUGUCUGUCGAAGCGUUGGAUAUUAGGUUAUUAAAGUAUUGCAUCUGAGCUCCUAGAGUGUGCGGCUCUCCUUUCAUUUUUCAAGUGUUCUACUCCGCUAGCCAGCGCCUCGCCUAAAUAGGUGUGCGUUUCUUUCGCCUCUAAAUUAGAAGAAUCACUUCACAGAAACGUUCUGUUAUGAGGACAUUUCUCUUUGUACCUGUAUUACUUGUGUGUAAUACUUUUAUAAUUAAACAUGUUCUAGCUGUAAAGGGUACCCAUGUGUUAUUGGGGGUAUUGAAAUUAAUCCAAGGCUCAAUUCAGUCAAAGUAGACUUGUAGUAUUUGCGCUGUAGCUCCCCUUAUUGGAGAUCAAUGAAGGCCCACCCAUCUCUGUUCCCCACCCCCUCUGUUUCCCAUGAUUUGGGGCAAAGUUCAGCUGGUUGGUUGGUGUGCAAUCUGAAGUCCACAAAACCACUACAGUGAAUACUAUAGUAAUUACUGUAGUAUUUACAGUUAACUAUAGUAUAAAUACUGCAGUGAAAGAAAACUGUAGUAUAUACUAUAGUAAUUAAUGUAGUAUUUUUGAGGAUUGUAGUAUACAGUAGUAUUUACUGUAGUGUUUUUGCAGACUGUAGUAUACUGUAGUAAUUACUGUAGUGUUUUUGCGGACAUUAUUGUUGUAUUUACUAUAGUGUUUUUGUUUUAAUAUCUUUGACAUAGAAGUGGAGGCUUUCACAGUGUGUAGUAUAGUAUUCUACAGUAUACUACUGAAUUCUAUUGUAAACUGUAAUAAUUUUACAUGUGGGUUAUCUCCCCUCUCUAAUAUCUGACCCAGUUUACAAGAGGAUUCUUUAAAGGUGGGAUUGAUAGUGUGAUACAGAAACACUACGAACACCUUGUGAAUGACAGGCUACAAAGACAUCAACAAACACAACUCUAGACCACCAGGUCUCCAUUUCCUGACUAGCGCUUUCAGUGGAAUAUGAUGAAACUGUUUUUGGCUGCAUAGAAGGACAUGCUAUGUGGGAGGCAAGCUUAACAGUGAUCAAGAGGGCACAGGCUUGGCAAAACCUACAGAUAGUACAUAGACUAUGCUAGCCUGAUAGUAGACUAUGCCAGGUAGACGGGGCAUAUCUGUUCCAAUAAGACACCGUGCUGCAUUCUUUUACAUUACAACUCAAUUCCACAGCGUA
Molecule: messenger RNA, 3374 nt
Organism: Oncorhynchus masou masou (cherry salmon)
Lineage: Eukaryota; Metazoa; Chordata; Actinopteri; Salmoniformes; Salmonidae
Product: vitronectin-like
Exons: 8
Coding region: 54-1991 (645 amino acids)
Biological process (GO): cell-matrix adhesion; cell adhesion mediated by integrin; immune response
Molecular function (GO): polysaccharide binding; scavenger receptor activity; extracellular matrix binding
Source: RefSeq, a predicted model, not a curated record